This is a messenger RNA of Ornithodoros turicata, 612 nucleotides long. It is a transcript of the gene Bet5, whose product is annotated as trafficking protein particle complex subunit 1-like. Gene Ontology annotation, biological process: endoplasmic reticulum to Golgi vesicle-mediated transport. Bases 44 to 469 code for a protein of 141 amino acids. NCBI's taxonomy places the organism in Eukaryota, Metazoa, Arthropoda, Arachnida, Ixodida, Argasidae. Gene Ontology annotation, cellular component: TRAPP complex. The transcript is spliced from 4 exons. The record is from RefSeq and is a predicted model, not a curated record.
GCUACCGGCAUCACGCUUUGUUUGUAAAUUUUGCGGAGGGGCGAUGGUGAUUUACAAUUUGUACAUAUUCAGCCAGAAUGGCACUUUCCUUCACUACGCCGAGUGGAAACGAAACAAGAAUUCUGGCAUGUCCAGAGAUGAGGAAGCAAAGCUCAUGUAUGGAAUGGUGUACUCACUCAGGUCAUUCAUUGUCAAGAUAGCUCCGACAGAUUGCAAAGAAGGCUUUAUAAGCUUUAAAACCAACAAAUACAAGCUGAACUUUUAUGAAACGCCCUCUGGCCUUAAGUUUAUUAUGAAUACCGACCUAACUGAAGGAAAUGUGAAGGAUUUGCUUCACGACAUCUAUCAUCAGGUGUACGUGGAAUAUGUCGUGAAAAAUCCAGAGUGUGAACUUGGAAAACCCAUUACCAGUGAACUGUUCAAGGAGCAGUUAAAUGCAUUCAUUGCAAAGAGCCCACUUGCAAAGUGAAGGCCAACAAAGACCCAUGUCCUGAGCUACAUUACGCUGUGUUACACUCACAUUAUUUUUGUAUAUAUUGAGAUCAAGAAGCAAAUGUAUUGAGUCGUGAUGUUUUGCACAUCCAUUAAAAUUGCCUCUGCACCUUCAGCUGA